Fragaria vesca subsp. vesca is the source of this 837-nucleotide messenger RNA. RefSeq names its product 50S ribosomal protein L24, chloroplastic-like. NCBI's taxonomy places the organism in Eukaryota, Viridiplantae, Streptophyta, Magnoliopsida, Rosales, Rosaceae. Gene Ontology annotation, cellular component: mitochondrion; ribosome. The transcript has 4 exons. The record is from RefSeq and is a predicted model, not a curated record. Bases 67 to 642 code for a protein of 191 amino acids. Gene Ontology annotation, molecular function: structural constituent of ribosome; RNA binding. Gene Ontology annotation, biological process: translation.
ACUCUUCUAUGUUGUGCGCUCUCACUGUGUUAUCCAUUCGCCUAAGUUCCAGUGAAGCAAACGAGAAUGGCAGCCAUGACUGCACUCCAGAGCUCCAUGACCUCUCUUUCUCUCUCCUCCAACUCCUUCCUCGGCCAACGCCUCUCUCCCCUCACUAUCUACCCUCUUCCGGGUAUGUUAACAUCAAAGCCUUGUCAGAUUGUAGUGAAGUUGAAGCAAUGGGAGCGGAAGGAAUGCAAGCCGAACAGUCUGCCAAUUUUACACAAAAUGCAUGUUAAGGUUGGAGAUACAGUGAAAAUCAUAUCUGGACAUGAAAAGGGUAAAACUGGAGAGGUAACUAAGAUAUUUAAGCACAAUAGUACUGUGAUAGUUAAAGACAUAAAUUUGAAGACAAAGCAUAUGAAGAGCAGAGAAGAGGGUGAACCAGGACAGAUUAUCAAGGUAGAAGGAGCUAUCCACAGCUCAAAUGUGAUGCUUUACUCAAAAGAAAAGAACGUAGCAAGUCGUGUGGGUCAUAAGAUCCUGGAAAAUGGACAACGGGUUCGCUACCUCAUUAAAACGGGUGAGAUAAUAGACAAUGCAGAGAACUGGAAGAAGUUGAAAGAAGAAAAAAAGAAAACUGAAGUAGCUGUAUCUGCAUAAGGAUCCAAUUCUUGAGUCACCAAUGAUGUAGUUAGACACUUGAUGAGAUGUAUUAAUAUCAUUUUGCUGUUUGUAUUUGACUGAGGCACAUGCAACAGAAACGAAAGUCCCCCAAUGUAAUUUUGUUUAUUUGUAUUGGCUGGUUGUCAAAAUGAAUGUUGAUCUUCCUCCAAAAUGUGCAAGUAAAUUCAAAUC